AAAAAAAAGAAAAGAAAAAGAGAAGAAAUUCAUUUCCAUUUCCUUUUUCUUCACAAUUCUUCCUUCUUAUCCAAUCAGUUGAAUUUGUUAAUCUUGACCGCGUUCUUUUUUUUCGGAAGGGGGAGCGGGGGGGACUGUACUAAAGCUUCUGGUGUCACAGUGAUUUGAAUAUAUAUAUAUAUAUAUAUACAUAUAUAUUUUCUUCCCCCAUUGUUGUUUUCGGAUUUCCCCCGUUUGAAUUCGGGUGGGGCGGAAGAGUCAUGUUGGAGAACCGGUCCUGCGAGUCGUGUUUGGUGUUUGCAAGCUCUUGUCAAAAGGAAAACGAGUGGGCUUACAUGUACCAUGGGAAGCGUCCGGUGGAAUUGGAUGAAUCCGACGGUUGUUCUCGGGAAACCAAGAUGUCUAAGCUCUCUUCUGAUGAUUCCUCUGGCGACGAUAAUAAUAAUAAUAAUAAUAAUAACAACAACACGUCUUCCCCACAAGACUCGCGUGACCUCCUCUUGCCUGAUUCACGUGAGCAAUCCGACGAUGAUAGUCGGCAAUCUGAUUCUUCUUGGGAUUUGGAUUCGUCGCUUAGCCACCACCAUCCCAUUGGACUAGACAGAACAGAUUCGAAUAAGCAAUCAGAGGACGACAGCCUGUCAGAUUCUGUGGAGGACUCACCGGAGGAACAGUCUGAGGAAGAUGGUGACGAUAAUGGCUUUUCAGAUAAUCCUCAGGAGGAGGAGGAGGAGGAUGGUGACCAGAGACAUGCUGGUGAGGAUUUGGAUCAAUUAAUCCAACCAAUUGGGAGAGACAUCUCAAUCAGUUGUCUAAUUAAGUGCUCAAGGUCUGAUUAUGGUUCCAUUGCCUCAUUGAACCGGAGUUUUCGGUCCUUAAUUAGGAGUGGAGAUAUCUAUAGGUUGAGGAGGGAGACUGGUGUGGUUGAACAUUGGGUUUACUUUUCUUGUGACCUCUUCCAGUGGGAAGCAUUUGAUCCGAUUCGACUCAGGUGGAUGCAUUUGCCAAGGAUGCCUCCUAAUGAAUGUUUCAUUUACUCGGACAAGGAAUCCUUGGCUGUGGGAACUGAGUUGCUUGUAUUUGGAAAGGAGGUAACGUCUCAGGUUAUAUAUAGAUAUAGUAUUUUGACAAACUCAUGGACUUCGGGGACCAGUAUGAACGCUCCGAGGUGCUUGUUUGGAUCAGCUAGUCUUGGUGAGAUUGCGAUUUUAGCUGGUGGUUGUGAUUCUCAGGGAAAUAUCCUGAGCUCUGCUGAAAUGUACAAUUCUGAGACUCAGAGGUGGGAGACUCUCCCAAGCAUGAAUAAGCCAAGGAAGAUGUGUAGUGGAGUAUUUAUGGAUAAGAAAUUCUAUGUAAUUGGGGGAACUGGUGGAUUGGGAAAUGAUGCAAGGGUUCUCACUUGUGGUGAGGAGUAUGAUUUAGAGACAAGAAGGUGGACUGAAAUUCCUAACAUGUCUCCUGGAAGUAAUGCGGCGGCUGGUGAGGCUGAGAUGCCUGCAGCAACUGGGGCACCCCCUCUUGUUGCGGUAGUAAAUAAUGAACUGUAUGCUGCUGAUCAUGCUGACAUGGAGGUAAAAAAGUACGAUAAGGAGAGUAGAACAUGGUUGACUGUUGGAAGAUUGCCUGAAAGAGCAGUUUCAAUGAAUGGUUGGGGUCUUGCAUUCAGAGCAUGUGGAGAUCACCUUAUAGUGAUUGGUGGACCUAGGAAUUUGGGUGAAGGUUUUAUAGAGCUCAAUUCAUGGGUUCCAAGCGAAGGGCCACCGCAAUGGCACUUGCUAGCCAGAAAGCAAUCGGGUAACUUUGUGUAUAAUUGUGCUGUAAUGGGAUGCUGAGAGAUGACCUUUGGUGGCAUUGUGUGCAGUUGAAUGGUGUCGCACUGCCACUGGGGUUUACAUGAUUGGUUUCUCCUCCAACACAGAAUUCUUGCUAAUGGUAAUUUCCCCUUCUUUCUUUUUUAUAUCUUUUCCCUUUUGGAUGGGGGAGGAUGGGGAAGAGUUUCAGAUUUUACUCAAGAUUCAAUAGAAUGUUUUAUUGAUAGGACGUCUUGAGUUUUUAUUUCUUUUUCAAACUUCAUUCAAAAUUUCUUCCAUUAAAUUUGUGUCUUCCCCCGUUUUCAGUGACAUGAGAACUGCAAAGGUUGGUGUCAUGUAGCACAGGAAUAGGUUUAAUAAUUUGAAGUACCAACACAUUGGUAGGUUGCCAUUAGAGUUUGUUGAAGCUUUUUUAAGAACACAGAACUAGUCAUAUGGGUUUCUUCAUCCUUAAUUUUCUUGGAAUUGUCUUUAAGGGAGGAAAUAAGUUCUGGAGGUUGUUAUCUUGGAUGUUGGCUGAUGUACUGAUUACAUUGAUCAUUACAAUUGAUGGGCUAUAUAUUCCCAGAAUUUUUCUUAUGUACACUUUGGAAUUCUUUAUUGUUUUUAAUUUCUUUUGUUCAGCUGA
Theobroma umbraticum is the source of this 2439-nucleotide messenger RNA. Its product is annotated as F-box/kelch-repeat protein At1g26930-like. The record is from RefSeq and is a predicted model, not a curated record. Gene Ontology annotation, cellular component: nucleus. Lineage: Eukaryota; Viridiplantae; Streptophyta; Magnoliopsida; Malvales; Malvaceae. Gene Ontology annotation, molecular function: protein binding.